This is a messenger RNA of Triplophysa rosa, 4457 nucleotides long. RefSeq names its product leucine rich repeat containing 4C, genome duplicate b (gene lrrc4cb). Lineage: Eukaryota; Metazoa; Chordata; Actinopteri; Cypriniformes; Nemacheilidae. Bases 1108 to 3003 code for a protein of 631 amino acids. Gene Ontology annotation, molecular function: cell-cell adhesion mediator activity. Gene Ontology annotation, biological process: synaptic membrane adhesion; regulation of axonogenesis; modulation of chemical synaptic transmission. The record is from RefSeq and is a predicted model, not a curated record. The transcript has 2 exons. Gene Ontology annotation, cellular component: plasma membrane; postsynaptic density membrane; glutamatergic synapse.
AAUGCGCAACAUUCAGCAACAGAUGCCUUUGAAAUGCACACAGUGUCGGGUUUGAAACACGGGGAAAUCAUCCGUUAGUCGCCUCAGGAGCUUCUGCUUCUGAAUUCCCUCCUCAGCUGCCGUUAAGAGAAAAACUCGGUGCAUCUUGUCUUGGGCUUUCAGUUUCCAUCAACAUUUUCUGACGAAACAUAGAGCUGUCCAGCGCAACUGCGAUUUGUAAGAGAGGAGCAGAGAUCUGCAGCGCCAGUAAACGCUGAUUUAAAAUAUAAGACGUGUAGAAAGUGCGUUUGAGUUUUCUACGCCGAGUAAACGAAAGAAUCUGCUAGAAUCCGCCUUGACAACGCGGACAGAAACAUAAUUAUUGGAUUUAGAGACAUGAGUAUUCAGAAUGGUGUAACUUUAAGGAGGGCUGCAGUGAACAUCGCUCAAGAGAAACGAUCAAAUAUCUAGACGAGCGGACGGAGUCAGAAGGAUGCUGUGAGGUGAUGCUGUAACACAUUAAACAGCGUUCAGCGGAGUCAGCACGUUAUGUUAAAUCUAUGGACUGCGGUUGUGGAUGUAGGCAAGAUAUCUGAGGAGCAUUGGGCCAGUGCGCGUUGAGAAUCGGCGGCAUACCGCAGUGUUUUUAAGGGUUUAUCUCGAUUAGAGCUAGAUCGGGAGCCAAUACCUACACUACUAAGUAUUAACUCUGCUGGAUUUUACCCAAAGGGAAUAUUGAACUGGAAUAGACAGGCUGUUGUGAAACCCAUGUGAUUCAGACAUUUCUUUCCUGGAUUUGGAUACUACGCUAUGUUACGUUUCCAGCCAAACAUAACGUUGGUGAUUUAUCUGCUUUUUCCUCUACACAUUUUGUAUAAGAUUUUUUUCUUCUAGCCCCCCUCCCCCUUUUUUGCACCUGCUUUGCUUUGUCAAAGCUCACAGACCGCUUUAGAGCGCGCCUGCCCUUACUUACAUCUCCUUAAAUCGUGCAUGGAUUCUACAUGAAGUGGGAUUUUGCGAGGGCUGCAGUGAUGCUCCCUUUUACCGCUAUCGCUUCUCACAUCACGUUGAAUAAUAGACUGCCUGUAAAUGUCUGGGGAGAGAAAAUCGGUGGGCAUUAAAUUAUGAAUGUUGAACAAGAUGACCUCUUACCAUCAGCGCCAGAUGUUGAGAGGUCCUAGAUGGAAAGGGGCUUGGUUUGACCCCUUGUUUCUCCUGCUUUUAGCCCUGCAGUUGCUUGUCGUCGCUGGAUUGGUGCGAGCUCAAACCUGUCCAUCCGUAUGUUCCUGCAGCAACCAAUUUAGUAAGGUCAUCUGUACACGCAGGGCUCUAAAGGAUGUCCCUGAUGGCAUCUCCACCAAUACACGGUAUCUAAACCUUCAGGACAAUCAAAUACAAGUGAUCAAGGUAGACAGUUUCAAGCAUCUCCGACACCUAGAAAUUCUUCAGCUUAGCAGGAACCACAUCCGCAACAUUGAGAUUGGCGCCUUUAAUGGGCUGACCAGCCUUAACACUCUGGAGCUCUUUGACAAUCGCCUCACAACCAUCCCAAAUGGCGCCUUUGAGUAUCUCUCAAAACUGAAGGAGCUGUGGCUUAGGAAUAACCCUAUCGAGAGCAUACCAUCUGAUGCCUUCAGUCGCUUGCCGUCCCUGCGGAGGUUGGAUCUGGGGGAGCUGAAGCGUCUCUCCUACAUCUCAAGUGGAGCAUUUCAGGGAUUGAGUAACCUUCGCUACUUGAACCUGGGCAUGUGUAACCUCAAAGAGGUCCCUAACAUCCAGCCCUUGAUUCGCUUGGACGAGUUGGAAAUGUCUGGGAAUCAGCUCACAGUGAUCCAGCCCAGUUCUUUUAAGGGCCUCAUCCAUCUUCAGAAGCUGUGGAUGAUGCACGCCCAAGUCCAAACCAUAGAGCGGAACUCCUUGGAUGACCUGCAGUCGUUAAGAGAGCUCAACCUGGCACACAACAACCUCACCUUUUUGCCCCAUGAUCUCUUCACGCCUUUGCACCACCUGCAGCGGGUACAUUUGCAUCACAAUCCUUGGAACUGUAACUGUGACAUUCUUUGGCUGAGCUGGUGGCUGAGAGAGACUGUCCCGACGAACACCAGCUGCUGUGCCCGCUGCAAUUCCCCUCUCAGCAUCAAGGGGCGCUACAUUGGCGAGCUGGACCAGAGCUACUUUCAGUGCUAUGCCCCGGUUAUUGUCGACCCUCCCGCUGACCUCAAUUUGACUGAAGGAAUGGCAGCAGAGCUCAAAUGUCGGACGACUUCAGUGACCUCGGUCAGCUGGCUAACACCAAAUGGCUCCAUCUUAACGCACGGGACGCUCAAGAUGCGCAUCUCUGUCCAAAAUGACGGAACGUUAAACUUCACCAACAUCACCGUCCAGGACACGGGAACCUACACUUGCAUUGUAAGCAACACGCUGGGCAACAUUUCAGCUUCUGCUGUCCUCAAUGUGACCACCAUUGACAACAGUGGUUUCAGCUACUUUACGACGGUGACCGUAGAGACAAUAGAAACCCCAAACGAUGGGGACAGUAGGACACCGGUGCAGCCUUCUUUUGGCUGGGCUUCCUCCUCAACCACAAGGGGAACACCCAUCGCCACAGAGAGGGCAUACACCAUUCCUGUGACUGAGAUAGACAUGGAUGGGGCUAUCAAUGGCUUGGAGGAGGUGAUGAAAACCACCAAGAUCAUCAUCGGCUGCUUCGUGGCCAUCACACUUAUGGCUGCUGUCAUGCUCAUAAUAUUCUACAAGAUGCGCAAGCAGCAUCACCAGCAGGAUCACGAUGGACCGACCCGCACCAUUGAGAUCAUCAAUGUUGAUGAGGAACUGACAAGGGUUCCAGCCAUGGAGAGUCACCUGACUCUUCCACCUCUGGAGCAUGAUCAUUACAACCACUAUAAUUCCUACAAAACUGCUUAUAACCACAUGGCCACUCUCAGCUCUUUGCAUAGUUCGGUGCAUGAACCUUUACUAAUUCAAGCCAGCUCAAAGGAUAACGUACAGGAGACACAAAUUUGACCAUGCUUUCAGUUGGAUGAACUAAACUGUACUAAUGAGGUUUCAUAUUUGGUUGCGGACAUGCUUUCAUGAAGGCUGCAGCUUGAAUUAAGACAUUCAGCAGUGUCAUUGAGAGUCUGGGUGUAUGUAUUAUUUUAACAAGUGUCUUUACAAAUCUUAUUUAUUGAAGAUAUGUGAAGUGACUAUCAUGAAUCAUAAAAAAGAUUUUAUAAUUUUUCUCUUUUUCAAUGCAGACUGGGAGAAUGAAUGGUGUUCUUUCAUUUGUUGCUAAAAUUAAGUUCAUCUGCCAUGAAAGCAAUGAGACUACAGUCAUUGUUGUUGUUUUUUCACUUUUGGCAUAUUACAUCCCUUUGCUUAAACGUGUUUUUGUAUUCUGAGACACUGAAUCCUUCAAACAAAUACUGGCCAAUGAAUACACAGCAGACUUCAAAUUGCAUGGAGCAUUUAGAUAUGAAUAGCAGGCCCGAUGGGUGCAGCUGCGCUAGAGAGGUAAAGAAACGGUUACAUUUCCUAAUGAAAUUGUCAGUCUGGAUUUUAUAUUUUUAUGUUGUUUUUAACAAGUCCCACUUUACAAAUGCUACUAAACAAUCCUACCAUACCAAAUGUGUUUUAUUACAUGGCAAAUUUACAUGUUGGUUAAAUUGGAUAGAAAUUCCACUUAUAAUUAUGACACAAGGUACCCAGAAAGGACACACACACACACACAUUGUUUUCCUUUGAAAUUUUUUUAAUGAAUCUUGAAAAGAGCAUGCUGUGUAUUUGACUGUGGAUUUUCUGUUCUACCAAAUUCCCAAACAAACAUGUUUAAUGUUAGUGAGGACUUCCACAUUUGCUGCAAGUUAAUUUAUGUUAUUUAUUUAACAUCAAUUCAAUUAUGAUUCGAUAUUAUAACUUAAUAGUUGACAUUCUCAAGUGAGUAUCUUGUAGAAACAUUAAACACAGUUUAGAUCACUAACACUAAUGUUAUCAACUGUAAUUGCUUUAAACUGAGUUUUAAUCCCGAUACUGUGCAAUUUAACAAUUAAUUUGGGAGAUUGGCAGAUAAAAAAUGCUUGGCAAUGUCACACUUCAUUCCAGCACAGGUAAGAACGAAAUCCAUUUAAUUUACCCUAUUUUAUGAGCACAUUUUAAUUGAAGUCACACUCUUAACGACAUUCUUCAGUUCUAAUGAAAAUAAAAGUAAAGCUUGUCUCAGUAAUCAGCAAUAAAAAGGGGGCGGGGCUUAGUGAAGGGCCAAUUACCAUGAAUUCCAUGCCAAUGACAUAUGAACAAAACAUUAAUGAUACAUCAUUGAACAUCUGAUUUGUACAAUAGUUGCCCCAAUACCAAAUUUGUGUGACUUUAAACCAAAACACCGAAAUGUAAUUUUCAUGUCAUGUAAGACUAGAAAUAACCCCGAGUGGCUAAAGAAGAGAAAAUUGGAUUUGAAGUCUCCUGCGCUAUUUGGAAAUAAA